Molecule: messenger RNA, 801 nt
Organism: Chenopodium quinoa (quinoa)
Lineage: Eukaryota; Viridiplantae; Streptophyta; Magnoliopsida; Caryophyllales; Amaranthaceae
Exons: 3
Coding region: 1-801 (266 amino acids)
Source: RefSeq, a predicted model, not a curated record
AUGGCCCCCAAAAUCUUUAAAGAGCUUGUUUUUGGUAAACAAGAUAUAUUUGUAGAAGAUAAUCAACUCCCAUUUUUUGUUCUCAACGAGUUAUACAGCAUAACAUUUGGUGGAGCUUACCGCGGGAUUUCCUUCGAGGAUCUUACUUGUAAUUAUAUAUCUAACAAUUCUGUUUUUGGACGUACCAAUCCAGCUAUUCGUAAAGAGAAUGUUGUGAGAAACACAUCGGAAGUUAAGCAUCUUUUGGAUUUUUUGAGGGUUUGGCACUUACCUUCCAAACUCCGAGCCGGUAAAUCAAUGACUGAACUUACUUUACCCCCAAGUGUUGAAAAAUUGGAGGUUGCCGGAGUAAAAUUCAAGGCAAAGAUUCCAAGAUUGACUAUGGAAGACAGUACGGAAGGUCUUCUUCGCAAUAUUAUAUUUUUUGAGCAAUGCUGUCAUCAUUUCUAUGACAAAUCUUACUUUGUUGACUAUGUAUCGUUCAUUGAUGCAUUGAUUAACACUCGUGAAGACGUGCAAAUAUUAGUUCAAUAUGGUGUAAUCAAGAAUUUGCUUGGGAGUGAUGAUGAGGUAGCUAAUGUCGUCAAUCAUCUCUGCAAAAAUAUAAUGAUUAAUCCUAAUUUCUACUAUUCUGAUAUUGCUGAAAAAUUGAAUGCACAUGCCAACACUAAGAGGAACAAAUGGAUGGCUAUAUUAAGGAAAGACUACUUCAAUCAUCCUUGGUCAAUCAUUUCCGUUGUCUAUUUGAUGAUUCUUCUUAUCCUCACCGUGUUACAAGUUUAUAUUGGUUUUAAGCACUAA